CAUCGCUUCUUCACCCGGGCAACGGCAACCACCUUACAACUGACUCACAACAGGUCGUGAAAGAACCACGUCCCGCGAUGACACAAUUUCCAACAAGUAAGCCAUCAAUACCGACUCAGUCAAUUUUUUCUCUUUCGAUUCUUUAAAACAUUUCUGCAGCCUGGCAAACAGAGACAAAAACAAAAAUGUCAGCCAUCCUCCCCUCGAUCGAGCUCACGCUCAUCCUCGCCGCCACGCGCGACAUGGGCAUCGGCCUCAACGGCGGCCUCCCUUGGAAUGGUCUCAAGAAGGAAAUGGUCUAUUUCGCUCGCGUGACCAAGAGGUUGCCCAGUCAGCUCACCGGCACCAAAGCCCUCAACGCCGUCAUAAUGGGGCGCAAAACCUGGGACUCCAUCCCGCCCAAGUUCCGCCCCUUGAAAGGCCGUCUGAACAUCGUCAUCAGCCGCUCUGUCACAUCUCCCCCUUCCCCUUCGGAUAAGUUAGAAACCGAGGAAGGGCCGGUGAUGGCUUCUUCCCUGGAGCAAGCUGUUGAGUAUCUUCGUGCUUGCCAGCAGCAGCAGCAGCAGCAGCAGCAGGAAGAAAGCCAACAAAAAGUUGGUAAGGUGUUUGUCAUUGGCGGCGGACAAAUCUACCGCGCGGCGCUGGAACUGGCGGAAGCGAAGGAUGUGACGAAGAGGAUUUUGUUGACGAGGGUGUUGAGUCCCGAGUUUGAGUGUGACACGUUUUUUCCUUUGGAGUUGAAGGAAGAUGCAGCGGGAUCGGAAUGGGCGAGGAAGAGCAAGGAGGAGUUGGAUGAGUUUGUGGGAGAGGAGGUGCCGGCUGGUGUGCAGGUUGAGAAUGGGACGGAGUAUGAGUUUCAGAUGUGGGAGAGGAGGUAGAUGGGGUGGAGGGAGUUGAAGGGGGGGGUUUGUGGGAAAGGAACAGACGAGCGAGUUA
Molecule: messenger RNA, 936 nt
Organism: Neurospora tetraspora
Lineage: Eukaryota; Fungi; Ascomycota; Sordariomycetes; Sordariales; Sordariaceae
Product: dihydrofolate reductase-like domain-containing protein
Exons: 2
Coding region: 186-878 (230 amino acids)
Biological process (GO): glycine biosynthetic process; folic acid metabolic process; tetrahydrofolate biosynthetic process
Cellular component (GO): mitochondrion
Molecular function (GO): NADP binding; dihydrofolate reductase activity
Source: RefSeq, a predicted model, not a curated record